CUCUGGUUGUAAGCAACUUAUCGAUUAUUUAUAUUCCUAGCGAUACAAUUCUAUGCUUUAUUCGGAUUUAAGAUUGUAACUGUUGAGGUUACAAGUUAUCUAUGUUUGCGUCAUUUUUGUUUCCGCCACCAACAAUGUAUCAAAAUCAAAUUUGCACGAGUUUCCUUUUGAUAUAUCUAACCUCCACCCAGUGCUGUUUUGUUUUCCAGUUAAUUCAGCAAAAUGUGUUGUGGUAAAACAUGUCUAAAAUCAACCGGGUUGAUUUUCCUUACAACUUUUACUAUUAUCAGCAUUGCCGAGAUAGUAUUCGGAACCUACAUGUUGAUAAAUAUGUACAAAAUUAACAGACCGGAAACCCUAGGUGAAAUGUAUAUUGCAAUACCGUCCCUGUCACUGAUUCUUUUUGGAAUAGCUCUCCUGCCCUUGAUUAUUUUAGGGUGUUGUGGGUAUUGCAAGGAAGUCGCUUGCUGUGUCAAUAUGUACUCAGCAGUUUUACUGGUGCUAUCUAUCCUGCAAAUAUUGAUAGGAGUAUUUGCCAUCAUUACAUUCAGGUGGUCCAAUGCUGGUUUGAUCGGUCAAAUCCAAGAAGAUUUUAAGUAUUCAUUCAAACAUUUCCAGAAAGAUCCGUUAUUCCUUAAUACUGUACAAAAAGAGAUGCAUUGCUGUGGUCAUACCUCACCCGCAAACUGGGCGAAUCAACUGCCCAGUUCUUGCUGUGGAGAUAACGAAGUUAAAUGUGAAUUUAAUUCAAACUUUUUGUAUGAGAAUGGCUGCACUAUCGUAGUAGUUGGCUACGUCGUGUUUUAUAAUCUUAUAAUAGGAUAUGCUUCAGUAGUUUUUGGAGCACUAGAGGUGCUUGUGACCAUUUUGGGUUUUUCUCUGGGAUGCGGAAGCUUUAAACAUUAUAACAUGGUCUAGAUUUGCGUUAAAAUUUAUAUCUUAAGAAAUAACGUAAAUAAGAACACAACGGUGGAAUCUACAUUUCUGUUUUGUGAAAUGUAUUGCAACAAUCAGUAAUAAAUAUUUUUGGAAAUCUGC
Molecule: messenger RNA, 1038 nt
Organism: Anoplophora glabripennis (Asian longhorned beetle)
Lineage: Eukaryota; Metazoa; Arthropoda; Insecta; Coleoptera; Cerambycidae
Product: 23 kDa integral membrane protein-like
Exons: 5
Coding region: 223-918 (231 amino acids)
Cellular component (GO): membrane
Source: RefSeq, a predicted model, not a curated record